Messenger RNA from Cylindrotheca closterium, 648 nucleotides. The record is from the annotation of a GenBank genome assembly. NCBI's taxonomy places the organism in Eukaryota, Bacillariophyta, Bacillariophyceae, Bacillariales, Bacillariaceae.
AUGACGAUUACUAACUGCAUGCCCACUCUAGCCACCGAAGCAGGUCUUGGUUCUCCCAUCUUUCGGGAAGUUGCGACCACGACGGAUGCUCCACUCUUUCGCAACAAGGAACAGGCAAACACCAAGAAAAAUAAAAGAAGGUUUUCUUUGAAAAAGAUGAUGACAAAGAUCAAGUCGUCCAAGAGAAUCCUCAAGAUUAGCAAGUCCGCCAGUCAAGAUAGCAGUGAUGAUGCCAUGGAGCCCAAGAAGCUAGCCUUUGGGGCAGGAUCAUCCUCUACCAGUGCUCCAAGACUGGAAAUGGUGGCAACUGAUGAUGACAUCUCAUCCGCUAGUUCCGAAGACUCGGAACGAGGGCAUGACGUCGUCCACAAAGAGGCUCACAAAGAAUCUGCGUCCUCUAAAAUUAUUGAAUCAUCAUCCUUUGCUGUCGUCGAGCCAGCAAUGGAGGAACAAGAGAUCAAGUUGGAACAAGAAGAAGAAGGCACGUCUGAAGCAACGCAACCAGUCACAAAGAUCAUCAACUACGAGAUUGACGAUGAAGAAUAUGUGGAAGAGAAGGAACCCGAGAAGACACCAUGUACCGCAUCUGAUGCUGUGGCUCUUCUUUUGGCGGGUGCCCUCAUGGCAGCUCAAGCACUUGCUUACUAA